AUGUUCACUUCGGACCAAGUCGCUCGCGUGUGUGAGAACCUGGAGGAGACCGGGGACAUCGAGCGCUUGGGCCGGUUCCUCUGGUCCCUGCCGGCCGCCGUGCCUGGGUCUGCAGGGGAGGCACUGAACCGUCAUGAGUCCGUGAUGAGAGCCCGAGCUCUGGUGGCCUUUCACGGGGGGAACUUCGAGGCGCUUUACCAGAUCCUCCAGAGCCACCGCUUUACGCGCGAGUCUCACGCCAAACUGCAGGACAUGUGGCUGGACGCGCACUACCGGGAGGCGGAGAGGCUGCGAGGGAGGCCCCUGGGACCCGUGGAGAAGUACCGCAUUCGCAAGAAGUUCCCCCUGCCCAGGACCAUCUGGGACGGGGAGCAGAAGACGCACUGUUUCAAGGAGCGAACACGCAGUUUGCUGAGAGAGUGGUACCUCCAGGACCCUUACCCAAACCCGUCCAGGAAACGACAUCUGGCCCAAGCCACAGGACUCACGCCAACACAAGUCGGGAACUGGUUCAAAAACAGACGCCAAAGAGACCGCGCUGCCUCCGCUAAAAACAGACUACAGCAGGACUCGCUGCUCCCAUCAGAGAGUUCCCCUGAAAACUCAGUACAAGAGCGCCAUCGUCUGGGUAGUCCCGAGAACAGCGACUCCAGCACAGGGGCCGACCACAGAGGCACCGGGGCCUCCACUCCGGAGAUCUCUGUCAGCAGUGACAGCGAGUUUGAGUCAUGA
This is a messenger RNA of Knipowitschia caucasica, 732 nucleotides long. The record is from the annotation of a GenBank genome assembly. NCBI's taxonomy places the organism in Eukaryota, Metazoa, Chordata, Actinopteri, Gobiiformes, Gobiidae.